CUGGUAAACACCAACUCGAUCCUCAACAUCCUCCUCCACCAAGCAGAGCUGAGCAGUUCCUACUCAGUCCACCGCACGACACUCCCAAGUCCCAAUCCCACAGCUCCAGCAGCCGCGAUGGGCAAAGCAACUGCCCCUUCCUCCCCUGCAGCUCCGACCUUCAACCUGGUCGGAUUCUCCAACUUCGUCCGCGCCAACCCCCGCUCCGAUCGAUUCAAGGUCAAGCGCUUCCACCACAUCGAGUUCUGGUCAACCGAUUCCACCAACACCUCCCGCCGCUUCUCCUGGGGGCUCGGCAUGCCCAUCGUCGCCAAAUCCGACCUCUCCACCGGCAACGUCACCCACGCUUCCUACCUCCUCCGCUCCGGCGACCUCCGCUUCCUCUUCACCUCCCCUUACUCCCCUUCCAUCGCCCAGAUGGAGAACCUCUCCCACACCGCCACUGCUUCCGUCCCGACUUUCGACCACGACGCCUGCCGCCGCUUCUCCGCCAAACACGGCCUCGCGGUCCGGGCCGUCGCUAUUGAAGUCGACGACGCCGAAUUCGCCUUCCGCACCAGCGUCGCUCACGGUGCCAGGCCAUCCGCCGAGCCGAUGGUGCUGGACGGCCGUGCCGUAAUCGCCGAGGUAGAGCUGUACGGCGACGUCGUGUUGCGGUACGUGAGUUAUAAGAACCCUAGCGAUUCAGCAGAAAGCGGCGAUUCCGAUCCCGAUUGUUGGUUUCUGCCCAAAUUCGAGUCGGUAGACGAGGCAUCGGCGUUCCCUCUGGACUACGGGAUCCGACGAUUGGACCACGCCGUGGGAAACGUGCCGGAAUUAGGCCCAGCGGUGGCUUAUGUGAAAGGGUUCACCGGUUUCCACGAGUUCGCCGAGUUCACGGCGGAGGAUGUGGGGACGAGCGAGAGCGGGCUGAACUCGGCGGUGCUGGCCAAUAACUCAGAAAUGGUUCUGCUGCCGAUGAACGAGCCGGUGUUCGGGACCAAGAGGAAGAGCCAAAUACAGACUUAUUUGGAGCACAACGAAGGAGCUGGGGUCCAGCAUCUGGCCCUCAUGAGUGAGGAUAUCUUCAAGACGUUGAGGGAGAUGAGGAAGAGAAGUAACAUCGGUGGGUUCGAGUUCAUGCCUUCUCCGCCGCCCACAUACUACAAGAACUUGAAGAACAGAGUUGGUGAUGUGCUGAGCGACGAGCAGAUUCAGCAGUGCGAGGAGUUGGGGAUCUUGGUGGAUAAAGACGAUCAGGGCACCCUGUUGCAGAUCUUCACCAAACCUGUUGGCGACAGGCCGACCAUCUUCAUCGAGAUAAUACAGAGAGUUGGGUGCAUGAUGAAGGAUGAGGCAGGGAAAGAGUUCCAGAAGGGUGGUUGUGGGGGAUUCGGGAAGGGCAACUUCUCCGAGCUCUUCAAGUCCAUCGAGGAGUACGAGAAGACAUUGGAGGCCAAGCGACCUGCAGAAGCCGCUUCCGCAUAGGUGAUAGAUAGUAUCAGAAUUUGCCAUGCCAUUGUUGUCAUUGUGUAUCAUUAUGAAGAGAAUGCCAAACAUUCAUUUGUGCUGCUGUAGCUUGUAUGUGUCAUCUCCUUCAAUCACUCUAUAACUAUAACUCUAUAAGUGAAUACCCGCUCGGUUACAGGUCGAAGUAGGCC
Messenger RNA from Linum tenue, 1640 nucleotides. NCBI's taxonomy places the organism in Eukaryota, Viridiplantae, Streptophyta, Magnoliopsida, Malpighiales, Linaceae. The record is from the annotation of a GenBank genome assembly.